CACAACCAAUAUGGCCGCUUCCUUGGUAUGCGGUAAAACACAAUACAGGGUGAGUUCUGUCCUAAAUAGAGAUGUGAAGCAAUUUGGGAAGAAGUUCAUGUUUGACAGCAACGAGGAGACAUGCUGGAACUCAGACCAGGGUGACUGUCAGUGGUUGAUUUUCGAUUUCCCCCAGUCGGUUAGAGUGUCCGAGUUAAAAGUUCAGUUCCAGGGAGGCUUCUCGGCCAAAACAUGCAGGAUGGAAGGUUGUUCAGUAGAUGAAGAUUUCAAAGUGAUCAGUCAUUUUUACCCAGAAGACAACAACUCCCUUCAGUGCUUUCCCAUACAGGAGGUGGCCGCCGUGGACAGAGUAAAAAUAACGUUUGAGAACAGCGCCGACUUUUUCGGUAGAAUUAUUGUUUAUAUUUUGGACGUCCUGGGGGAGAAAGCCACAUGACCCAGAGGAAAUAUGCAGGACAUCAGAUCUGCUGGAUGUAUGUGCUACAACUUCGUAAAUGGAUAGGAAUACAAGGAAUUGUUUUUUGGUUUUUUUUGGGGGGGGGGGGGCAUGGAGUAUGAAUGGGCACUGCAAAUGUGCUGCUGAUUCACUCUCAGAAGACCAUGACAUCAUUUGGGGUUUACAACCACAAAGUCCUGGCAUGGAAGCAGGAGUCCAGAACAUUCAAAUGUGGGGCCUUCAAUACCCUUUCAGCUAAUUAAACCAUAACAAUUGGUUGAUUUAUAUUUCUCCUAAAGCUGGAAUUACACUUCAAAUUUAAUGCCUGUAUCUAAUUUUUUUGGAUUGUCUAUUUUGUUGUUGUUUAUUUCAAAUCACGCAUAUCUCAUGACACUCAUUAAAUAAUGCCCAAAUUGAACAUAAACAACACAGAUCUGAAGAUAUCCAAUUCCAUGCGGUGUUUUUU
Messenger RNA from Phycodurus eques (leafy seadragon), 902 nucleotides. RefSeq names its product nuclear receptor 2C2-associated protein (gene nr2c2ap). Lineage: Eukaryota; Metazoa; Chordata; Actinopteri; Syngnathiformes; Syngnathidae. The transcript has 5 exons. The record is from RefSeq and is a predicted model, not a curated record. The coding region runs from base 11 to 436 and encodes 141 amino acids.